This is a messenger RNA of Hyla sarda, 2646 nucleotides long. Its product is annotated as oocyte zinc finger protein XlCOF7.1-like. Gene Ontology annotation, biological process: regulation of transcription by RNA polymerase II. Gene Ontology annotation, molecular function: DNA-binding transcription factor activity; RNA polymerase II cis-regulatory region sequence-specific DNA binding. The coding region runs from base 195 to 1706 and encodes 503 amino acids. The record is from RefSeq and is a predicted model, not a curated record. Lineage: Eukaryota; Metazoa; Chordata; Amphibia; Anura; Hylidae. The transcript is spliced from 7 exons.
GAUAUCUUCUAUAUAAGAGAAUUCUCCUGGAUGACCCAUCAACCAUGGAGAGAGACAGGAACAAGAUGGCCGACAGGAUCAUAAACCUCACCCUACAGAUACUCUUCCAGCUUACUGGAGAGAUGGAUAUGACUGGAGAGGUGAGGGAUUCUGGGAGUGAUGUCACAUGAACUCAUUCUUAUCGAUAAUAACAGAUGGAUAUGACCGGAGAGGAUUACACAGUAGUGAAGAAGUCCUCUAGUGGGUGCUGUCGGGCCCCUGUGUGUGAAGGAUGGGGAAGAACCCUGAGCCCAAUCCCGGGGCCCCCACCUCACUCCCUGAUACAUGAGGAAAUGGAGAAACAGAAGAUCCGAGAACUGAUCAACAAGAUGAUGGAGCUGCUGACUGGAGAGGUUCCUAUAAGGUGUCAGGACGUGGCGGUCUAUUUCUCCAUGGAGGAGUGGGAGUAUGUAGAAGGACACAAGGAUCAGUACAAGGAUCAGGUCAUGAUGGAGGAUCAGCAGCUCCUCACAUCACCAGUCAGAUCCAGUAAGAGAACAGCACCAGAGAGGUGUCCCCGUCCUCUUCUCCCACAGGAUGAUCAGGGAGAAGAUCCGAACAAUAUUAAUGCUCGAGAGACAGAUGUGAGCGGUGAUGAGCAGUAUAAGGAGAACAUUCCUACAGAGAAAGAUCUCAUCUAUAUUAACGGUACAGACAUGAAGGAAGAAGAAAAGACAGAUAUAAGCAGCAGUGAGCAGUAUAAGGAGGACAUUCCUAUAGGGAACGAUCUGAUCUAUAAUAAUAUUAGAGAUUUAAGGGAAAAAAAAGAAACAGAUGUGAGCGGUGAUGAGCAGUAUAUGGAGGACAUUCCUACAGGUAACCGCCCAGAUUCUUGUACCAGGAGAUCAGAGGAGAAUCUUAUAUCUUCAGAUUAUAAAGCAGAUGAUGAUAUCACACAAGAUACAUAUGAAGAACAUUCCAUUAUCCCAGAUACACCCUCAGCCCUUCACAUCCAAGAUCUGUCAUCUCAUCCUUAUAUACAGGUCCUGUCUUCUCAGUCAUCACAGAAAGGUCACAGAAGGGGUGUUGGACAUCAUCAAGCUCAUACAGGAAAGAAAACAUACUCAUGUUCAGAAUGUGGGAACUGUUUUACUUUUAAAACAGGUCUUGUUGUACAUCAGAGAACUCACAAAAGAGAGAAGCCGUUUUCAUGUUCAGGAUGUGGGAAAUGUUUUACUCAGCAAUCACAUCUUGUUACACAUCAAAGAACUCACACAGGGGAAAAGCCAUUUUCAUGCUCAGAAUGUAGAAAAUGUUUUACUCAGCAAUCACAUCUUGUUUCACAUCAAAGAACUCACACAGGAGAGAAGCCAUUUUCAUGUGCAGAAUGUGGGAAAUGUUUUGCUCAGCAAUCAGAUCUUAUUAAACAUCGGCGAACUCACACAGGGGAGAAGCCAUUUUCAUGUGCAGAGUGUGGGAAAUGUUUUACUCAGCAAUCAACUCUUGUUAAACAUCAAAGAACUCACACAGGGGAGAAGCCAUUUUCAUGUGCAGAGUGUGGGAAAUGUUUUGCUCAGCAAUCAGAUGUUGUUAAACAUCAAAGAACUCACACAGGGGUAAAGCCAUUUUCAUGUUCAGAAUGUGGGAAUUGUUUUACUGACAAAUCAAGUCUUGUUAGACAUCUAAGAAUUCACACAGGAGAGAAGCCAAUUCAGAGCAGUAAAUGAUGCAGAUAACACAUCUAUAUAUUAUCCAUGUACAUAGGAUAUCUGACAUUUAUACAUACAGUGAUCCCCCGACUUAUGAUGGCCCCGACAUAUGAUCAUUUCAACAUAUGAUGGCCUCUCAGAGCCCAUCGUAUGUUGAAGGCAGCCUCGACAUAUGAUGCUGCUGUGUGUCGGGGCCAUCGUACAAACAGCUAUCUGACAGCGCUGACAACUUCAGCAACUGACAGUUGUUUAAUGUGCCCCGUUCUGCCUCCUGUUACUCACAUGCUGUCCUGCUAACUCACGGAGGCUUCCACUGUGAGCUCCGUGUAAGCCCCGCCCCCCCAGUGCAGCCAUAGCCAAUAGCCUGCAGCAUCUUGCUGCAGGCAUCCAAUGAGCUGCUGGCUGCCCUCCCCUUCCUUUCCUAUAGAGCUGUAGUCGGCAGGAUGGUAAUGGAGGACAUUCUGUCCCCCCCUGAAGGUAUAUAAAGAACUGUACAGUACUGUAUCCGAUGUCACACAUCACAUACAAUACAUAUACACACUAUACACCCCAUACAUCAAUGUUUCCCUAUCAGUGUGCCUCCAGCUGUUGCAAAACUAUAACUCCCAGCAUGCCCAGACAGUCAAUGGCUGUACAUGCAUGCUGGGAGUUGUAGUUGUGCAACAGCUGGAGGCACCCUGGUUUGUUAAACACUCCCCAUACACUCCACAUACAAUGGUCAUCCCAGAACCAAUUAGCAGUUUCCCAUAGAGAUAUGUAUUCAACAUACAAUGGUUCCGAGGCCCCAGAACCAAUUACCAUUUUUACAUAGACAUAUGAACUCGACAUAUGAUGGUUUCAACAUAUGAUGGUUCUCCUGGAACCAAUUAAUAUCAUAUGUUGAGGGACCACUGUAUAUCAUAUACUGCAUCUCCAAACUUGUUACCAAUUGUCAAUAAACAUUUUCUUUCUUAUAUGA